Messenger RNA from Parus major (Great Tit), 1880 nucleotides. RefSeq lists its product as uncharacterized. The transcript is spliced from 6 exons. The coding region runs from base 26 to 1399 and encodes 457 amino acids. NCBI's taxonomy places the organism in Eukaryota, Metazoa, Chordata, Aves, Passeriformes, Paridae. The record is from RefSeq and is a predicted model, not a curated record.
GACCUCCUACUCGGUCUCGCUCCUCAUGCUCGUUGUUUACGCGUACGAAUCGCACCGCGCCGUCCUCGGGGGGCGAGCCCGGCCCCCGGCAGCGCUGCAGGAUCGGAGCCACUGCCUGGAGAACGCCCGGCAGGGAAUUCCCUCCGUCCUGGCCUGGCUGCUGCCGGCGCUGACCCUCCUGGCCCAGCUGCUCGCCCGAGGCUCCGCCGCCACCGACAUCGCGCCCGUGGUGCCCCGGCCCGGCUCCAACGCCACCUUCAGCCUUUACUGCUCCAGCUGCCUCCUCCUGAUCCACCCCAACCGAGACAUCUGCUCCCAGGUGGGCGCUGCUCUCCCUGUGGGGCCGGGGNGGUCGGGGCCAGCCGGGGUCGCUCCGGCGCUGGAUUCCAGCAAACCCUGCCCGGGGUUUGGGGCAGCGCGCUGGGACCGGCCCAGGGUGGUCACGGCCACCACAAGGGGAGGUGACAGCCGGGCAGGGAUUCCUCCGACCCCGCUGUUCCCGCUGAGUCCCGGGCCCGGGACGCGGCUUCUCGGCCCUCCCCAGCCCCGGGAAAGGUGGGAGGAGAUCCCAGCGGGAAAACCCGGGAGGAAGAGACAGGGAAAGCCCAGCAGUGCAGCCACCGCCGAGGGGCUGCUGAGGAGCCGGCCCCGGCCCCGGCCCCGCCAUUCCCCCAGAGCGACGGGAACGCCGUGGCUGCGGUUCCCGGGAGAGUCCGGCCGUGCCCGGGGCGGGCUCGGGGCGGCCCCGCUCCCUCCGUGCCUCCCGCAGGUCCUGGCGCUGACGGGUGUCACCCUCCCGGCCGCGCUGCUCAGCCUCCUGGGCAGCGGAACUGUCCUCGCGGUCACCUCCUGGCAGGGGCGCUGCUGCCACAUCCCGGUGAGUGUCACCAGCCCCUGUCACAUCCCGGUGAGUGCCACCGGCUCCUGGCAGUGUCACCGCUGCCACAUCCCGGUGAGUGUCACCUGCACCUGUCACAUCCCGGUGAGUGUCACCAGCCCCUGGCAGUGUCACCGCUGUCACAUCCCGGUGAGUGUCACCAGCCCCUGGCAGUGUCACUGCUGUCACAUCCCGGUGAGUGUCACCAGCCGCUGUCACAUCCCGGUGAGUGUCCCCAGCCCCUGGCAGUGUCACCGCUGUCACAUCCCAGUGAGUGUCACCAGCCCCUGGCACAUCCUGGUGAGUGCCAUCGGUUCCUGGCAGUGUCACCGCUGUCACAUCCCGGUGAGUGCCACCAACCCCUGGCAGUGUCACCAGCCCCUGUCACAUCCCGGUGAGUGCCACCAGCCCCUGUCACAUCCCGGUGAGUGCCACCAGCCCCUGGCAAUGUCACCGCUGUCACAUCCCGGUGAGUGCCACCAACCCCUGGCAGUGUCACCAGCCCCUGUCACAUCCCGGUGAGUGUCACCAGCCCCUGGCACAUCCUGGUGAGUGCCAUCGGUUCCUGGCAGUGUCACCGCUGUCACAUCCCGGUGAGUGCCACCAGCCCCUGGCAAUGCUGCCGUGUCCAGGUGAGUGUCCCCGGCUCCCAGGGACACAGGGCUGGGUCUGGCCCCAGCUAAGCUCGAAUCAAAGCCGGGCCAAUACCGGCUUUAAGGCCCCGGAGGGGAGCGGGAGGUUCGGGAUGCCCAGCACCGGCACCCGGCCCGGUCCCCGGGAGCCGCCGGGCCCAGCCUGGGGAGGGCGGUGGGGGCUCCCGGGGGUCGGGGCUGAUGCCAGCAGAGCUAACGCGGUGUCCCGUCCCCAGCUGCGGCCCCUGUUCCUCCUGGCCCUGGCAGAUUUCCUGGGUGCCAGCGCGCUGCUGGGCACGGGAACCAUCCCGCUGCUGCCGGCCCCGCUCUCCGUGCCCGCCUUCGCCGCCUGCCCCUACGGCCGGAUGCUC